This is a messenger RNA of Aspergillus udagawae, 1755 nucleotides long. Its product is annotated as GMC family oxidoreductase. Lineage: Eukaryota; Fungi; Ascomycota; Eurotiomycetes; Eurotiales; Aspergillaceae. The transcript has 4 exons. Gene Ontology annotation, molecular function: oxidoreductase activity, acting on CH-OH group of donors; flavin adenine dinucleotide binding. The coding region runs from base 1 to 1755 and encodes 584 amino acids. The record is from RefSeq and is a predicted model, not a curated record.
AUGAUUCUCAGUGCAUUCAUUCUCGUUCUCACGCUGGUCGCUGCCCUGGCCCCCGAAUAUGACUUCAUCGUCGUUGGAGGAGGAGUCAGCGGCCUUGUCGUCGCCAACCGUCUCUCUGGGGAUCCCAGCGUCUCCGUUCUCGUCAUCGAAGCCGGUCCAUCAGUCCUCGACAACGUCAACGUGACAGAUGUCGAUGUGUACUCCCGUGCCUUUGGCACCGAAAUAGACUGGCAGUUCAUAUCUGAACCACAGCUCUUCGGCGGAGCACAGAUUCUCCGGGCCGGACGAGCGCUGGGUGGUGGGAGCACGAUCAAUGGAAUGGCCUACGUGCGAGCCGAGGACGUCCAACUUGACGCUUGGCAGUCCAUCGGCAACGACGGCUGGAACUGGACGAGCCUGUUUCCUUACUACCUCCAGAGCGAGAACCUGACCUUGCCGACGGCCGCGCAGACGGAAGCAGGCGCAACAUACGAUGCCUCCGUGCAUGGCUCCCGCGGUCCUCUCAAGGUUGCUUUCCCGCAUAUGCAGAGAGGUGGGAAUGACCUUACGCCUGCGGUGAACCUGACGCUUCUGUCUGCGGGAAUCCCGUGGAACGUAGAUGUCAAUGCUGGGCGCAUGCGUGGGUUUAGUAUUUACCCCUGGACGGUCGAUGAGGAGGCGUAUAUCCGGCAUGAUGCGGCUCGGGCUUAUUUCUGGCCGUUUGAGUCGCGAUCGAACCUGCAUGCCUGGUUGAACACGAGAGUGAAUCGGAUUGUUUGGAGGGAGGGGCCCGGUGAAGAGAACAUCAGCGCAGCUGGCGUGGAGGUUACUGCACAAAAUGGCACUGUAAGUGUUGUGAUGGCGAGAAGGGAGGUGAUUCUCUCCGCUGGAGCCCUCAAGUCCCCCACCAUUCUUGAGCUCUCAGGAGUCGGUAAUCCACGCAUCCUCAAUCGACACAACAUCCCUGUUCGAGUCUCGCUCCCGGCCGUCGGAGAGAACCUACAGGACCAGAUGAACACUCUUAUGACAGCGUCGACGCAUUCACCCAUCACUGGCGGCAGAACCGUCACUUUCGCGUCAGCCACAGACAUCUUCAGUGAGGACACCGCCUCCCUCGCCAACCUCACACGUAUCCAUCUCCCCUCGUACGCUGCCGUCGUCGCCAACAUGAGCCACGGAGCCAUGCUGCCUGGGCACCUGCAGCACCUAUUUCAAGUCCAACACGACCUUAUCUUCAAGAACAACAUUCCUAUCGCAGAAAUAAUCUUCAAGCCCGGCGGCGAGAAAACAGUCAACGCCGGGUACUGGGGCCUACAGCCCUUUGCGCGUGGGGACGUGCACAUCCGCUCUUCUGAUCCGACAGCCCAGCCCACGAUCAACCCCAAUUACGGCCUGUUGGAGUGGGAUGUCCAGCUGCAGGUUGCAAUUGCCAAGUCCAUCAGGCGGAUGUUUCGCUCUGCGCCGCUCGAGGGGAUGAUUGAGAAGGAAUCGAGGCCUGGUCUUUCGGCGGUUCCUGGGGGUGCCGCGGAUGAGGUGUGGGCGAACUGGUUGAAAGAUAACUAUGCGUCCAAUUUCCAUGCCAUUGGCACAGCGGCCAUGAUGCCCCAUUCUCUAGGCGGAGUCGUUAACAAUCGGCUGCAGGUGUACGGCACGGCCAAUGUUCGCGUUGUCGAUGCGUCUAUUCAUCCGUUUCAGCUUUGCGGACACCCGAUGGCUAACCUUUACGCUAUUGCAGAGCGUGCGGCGGAUUUGAUCAAAGAAGACUGGAUAGCCUAG